UUAGCUCACUGAUUGAUCCACCUCGGAAAUAUUAGAAUCAUCUGCGCAGUUUUAAAAAAUCCCGAUGCCUAUAGCGUCCCCCGGACCAGUUAAUUCCAUCGCUGGGAGGGCAACUCGGGCAUCACUAUACGUUUGCGCUCCCAGGUGAUUACAACCGAACCCAAAGUUGCAAACCCUGCUCGUUGGUAGUGGGUGAGAUUCCUGCGACCUUCCCAAGAUGGCGGCUACCGGGCCGCUUCCGCUUGGACGUGCGCCGGCAGGAGGAGGGCUUUCCGGGCGCGCACGCGCGUAGCGUCACUUCGCCCCUGGAGCCAAGCUCCCUUUCCCCCGCCUCCAUUUUGUUCGCGGACGCUGGGGACGGUGGGAGCGGAUCUAUUUCCGGGUUGGCAAAAGGGGCGGCGGCGGCGAGAAAGGGAGCUCGCCGGGCGGGGGUCGAGCAGAACGGGACCCAGUCGGAGAGGAGGCGGCGGAAGGUUUGCUCCCGGAGCCGCUGUGGCCAGGUAUAUGAGUGACCUAAAGCUGCAAAUUAAAACGGAGAGAGAGCAGUGUCAACUGCGAGCUGGGCAAGGAUGCCAAUUCCUCCUCCCCCUCCACCCCCUCCUGGUCCUCCUCCACCUCCCACUUUUAAUCAGGGAAACACAGAGCAGAUCAAGCUGAGUAGAGAUGAGCAGCGGGGUCGAGGCGCCCUCCUACAGGACAUCUGCAAAGGGACCAAGCUGAAGAAGGUGACCAACAUUAAUGAUCGGAGCGCUCCCGUCAUUGAGAAACCCAAAGGAAGCGGUGGUGGUUAUGGCUCCGGAGCAGGUGCCCUGCAGCCCAAGGGAGGUCUCUUCCAAGGAGGAGUGCCGAAGCUCCGCCCUGUGGGAGCUAAGGACGUUUCAGAGAACCUAGCUGGUAAGCCAGCCCUGCACGUUCCCAGUUCUCGAGCUGCUGCCCCAAGGCCUCCGGUGUCUACAGCCAGUGGGCGCCCUCAAGAUGAUACAGACAGCGGCCGAGCCUCACUCCCAGAACUGCCCCGGAUGCAGAGACCUUCAUUACCGGACCUCUCUCGGCCUAUCACCACCAGCAGUACGGGCAUGAAGCACAGCUCCUCUGCCCCUCCUCCGCCACCACCAGGGCGGCGUGCCAACGCACCCCCUACACCUCUGCCUAUGCACAGCAACAAAGCCCCAGCCUACAACAGAGAGAAACCCUUGCCACCCACGCCCGGACAAAGGCUUCACCCUAGUCGAGAUGGACCUCCUGCUCCACCCCCUGUCAAACCACCUCCUUCCCCUGUGAAUAUCAGAACGGGACCAAGUGGCCAGUCUCUGGCUCCUCCUCCGCCGCCUUACCGUCAGCCUCCAGGGGUCCCCAAUGGACCCUCUAGUCCCACUAAUGAGUCGGCCCCUGAGCUGCCACAGAGACACAAUUCUUUGCAUAGGAAGACACCAGGGCCUGUCAGAGGCCUAGCACCUCCUCCACCUACUUCAGUCUCUCCUUCUUUACAGAGUAAUAGGCCACCUCCCCCAGCCCGAGAGCCUCCCAGUCGGGGAGCAGCUCCUCCACCCCCGCCACCCAUGAUCCGAAAUGGUGCCAGGGAUGCUCCCCCUCCCCCACCACCAUACCGACACGGGUCAGAACCUCUGAGCCGAGGAAAGCCCCCACCUCCGCCCUCAAGGACGCCAGCUGGGCCACCACCUCCUCCUCCUCCACCCUUGAGGAAUGGCCACAGAGAUUCUAUUACCACUGUUCGAUCUUUCUUGGAUGAUUUUGAGUCAAAGUAUUCUUUCCAUCCAGUAGAAGACUUUCCUGCUCCAGAAGAAUAUAAACACUUUCAGAGAGUAUAUCCCAGCAAAACAAACCGAGCUGCCCGUGGAGCCCCACCUCUGCCACCCAUUCUCAGGUGAAGCCUGGGCGGGUCCUGUUCCUCAGGAAAAGGCUGGACCCUCUCCUCCUCUCAGAUGGUCCCUCCCAUUCCCCCGAAACCUGCAUGAGAACUCCUCACGUGUUUCUCCAGUGCAACCAACCUCUAGACUCCAAGCGUCCGCCCAGCUCGCCUCCAUCUAUGCAUCUCGUCUUCUGGACUUGGUGAUUGGACUCUGUAUUGACAGUAGGGUCUCAAACCCUGCGUCCAUCCCUCCCUCUAGCAAUCCCUGCUAGCCAGAUGAGGAAACAGCUUCAUGUCGCCUGCUUUCCUCGUGGGGAAAGGUGCCUUGUUGUGAUGAAUUAACUCAUUGUUGGGGCAGGGCGGAGAAUGGUACUCCUACCUCCUCCUACCCACUUUGGGGGAAGCUUGGCGGGUAUAUUUUAUCAUUUAGGAGGCUGACAUGGCCAGGACUUGGGGGUUGGGGACAUUUUUAGUGAAACAAGAAAGGAGUUUGCAGAGAAGUGAUCUGUUUUAAAGGUCAAGUUUGAGAAAGGACAAGGGAAUGGGUCUGCUUUAUUUUCGGGGGUAUUUUGGUUUUGCUCUUACCCUACCCCAUACCCUCACUCCAGAGAUAAGUUGGAUAUAAACACUAAAUACUAAUCAGUUGAACUAAACAUCUAAUAAAAAGGGAGGGUAAAUAAACUGGCGAGCCUUUUAGUGUUAGUCAGUUUCUCUGCAGCAAAGGGACCUGGAGCCAUUUGAGUCCUCUGGGACUCUCUUUCCCCCUCCUCCCCCCCAUCUCCAUUUCCUCAGGGUGCUGAGGCUGAGGGAUGAUGUUUCCUCCCACCACCACCCAGGCGCUCAAGAGGAAAGUCACUUUUGUUCAUUCCACGUUCACAAACUCCAAAAACUUCUGGUGGGAGAUAGGAAGAUAGGGCUGGGGUCUUGGUCUUAUGUAAGACCUUGCGUCCACCUCGGUCUUUUCUGGCUGGCCCUGAAGGACAGGGAUCCACUCAGUCCUGUCCAGAAACUACACCCCUUGAUGGGUACGCCAUGGUGACAAAGAAGGGAAGGUGAAGCUUGUUGUAGAGUUCACAGCCCACUGACUGAAAAGGAGCUUCCUCUUCUUUUCUCUCCAUCCUUGCCUUUCCAAGACGGCAGGGGUGAACAGCAGAGUAGAGAACAGUGAGGAGGCUCAUGAGUCAAAGAUUCCUCUGUGCCAAGAAGCACAAAGACUUUGGUGAGAUGACUCUCAGCCCAGUUACCUUCUUUGGCAGCCAGCAAUAUGUUGUUUCUUCGUCUUCCAGGUCCUAGUUACAGAACAGCAGAAUAGGGCUCCUGGGCUCCACACACAGGUGUUUGGUUUGCUGCUGCCAAGUGCAGAGGCUACUCAAAGCUUGAAGUAAGAGCAAGGAGGCCAAGGUGAUUUUUUGGAAUGGUUGGGGAAAGUCUGUUAAAAAAUUACAUCACAGGCUUGAACUAUUUUAGGGACCUUUCCAGCCUAUUGGAUCAUAGACUGAGGAUCUGUGCGUGGUGCCGGAUGAAACCCAAGUCUUCCCAGUGCCAGAAGAGAGAGGGCUCAACUUGGGUUAUUUGUAUGGGUUCUGCUAUCCUUGAUCAUCUCCUGGACCAUAUUGACAAACAGUGAUUAGGUCUGUCAUCUCACUUCUCUAAUCAUUAUCAUUAUUUUCAAACCUGUUAGUAGUUACCUCCCAGUAAUGUCCCUGGCAUCCUGAAGUGAAUAGAGCUGAGAGAGGGGACACUAAUGGAGGGAGAACAAGAGUGGUUACUGCAGCAGAGUUCCAGGGUAGAUGCUGAUCAGUACUCAACUUGGACUGUGAAGUCUUCCCAUUUAUUUUUGAAAUGGGAGUUGAUGCCUUUUGUAUAAUGUUAUAGAAAUGUAUUUUUUUCCCCUUUCCUCAAACAUAGAACAUCAAAAUCAGUAUCACAAGUAAAAGCCAAACCACAGCUUUUCAUUGGGGCUGAUAUCUUCCUCCCCUUGACCUGCUGCUCAGAUUCCCCAGCAUUUGGACUGUGUCACGUGGGUAUUGGUGUAUUUUCAUUUUCUUGGCCUCAUGGGAAAAGGCCUCAGUCUAGAUCUAGUUGGAUGCAUUUUCUUCAGCGCAUGUUGGUGACACAGUACUUAUUUAAAUGUCUUUUGCCUUA
Molecule: messenger RNA, 4015 nt
Organism: Eptesicus fuscus (big brown bat)
Lineage: Eukaryota; Metazoa; Chordata; Mammalia; Chiroptera; Vespertilionidae
Gene: WIPF2
Product: WAS/WASL interacting protein family member 2
Exons: 8
Coding region: 570-1889 (439 amino acids)
Molecular function (GO): actin binding
Source: RefSeq, a predicted model, not a curated record